GGAAACCCAGUGAUUACUACAGCGUUACGUUGUUCGCAUACUGACUUGCUGGGAACUAAAGGCAAGGUCAUAGACCAAAGGCGUUCAACUAGGCGAUGCAAACAGGUUAGAUCGCCUCGAUCAUUGAUCAACGCCUCUUUCUGGUCAAAAACGCCGAACUUGAGGAAUAUAUCCAAUCCGGCUUCAAGAUGAAACUUUCCGAACAAACUGUUCUCGUCACAGGUUCCUCCCGCGGAGUUGGGCUAGCCAUUGCCAAAGCCUUUCGAGCGGAAGGCGCUCAAGUGGUUCUCAACUACUACAAGUCGGACCCUACGACCAUGACAAGCCUUGCAAAGGAGAUCGAUGCAUUUCCAUUCCGUGCCGAUGUCACCUCCCCCGAACAGAUCCAAGCCCUCUUUGCGGCCGCCGAGGAGCAUUUCCACAAACCCAUCACCACGGUCGUCAACAAUGCCAUUAUCGGCGGCUACGAGUUCAACGGCGAUACAGGUCGUUACAAAAUCCCCGACAUCUCCUGGUCGAACUUCGACACCCAACUUCAAGGCUUCCUCCGAGGCACGCUGAACACGACCCAGGCCGCCCUCUCAGGCUUUGAAAAGCUCGGCUUCGGCCGCAUCAUCAACAUCGGAACGAACUUGUUCCACCACCCGGUAGUCCCGUACCAUGACUAUACUGCAGCCAAGGGCGCCCUGCUAGCCUUCACCAGGACAUGCGCAGCGGAUCUUGGGCCGAAAGGCGUGACCGUGAACAUGGUAUCCGGAGGACUCCUUCAGACGACGGACGCCAGCGCGAGUACACCGCAGGAGGUCUUCGAGCAGAUCAAGGCUGUCACUCCCUUGAGAAAGGUCGCGACGCCGGAGGACUUGGCUGGCGUGGUGCUGUUCUUUGCCAGUCCCUGGGCCGACGCCGUUACCGGACAGGAGAUGAUCGUCGACGGAGGAUUGGUGAUGAGAUAAGGUGAAUCCUUGGGGAAAGUCUCACAGUCUCGCGCUCAACUUGGCUGGCGACUGUAUCUCAACAACAGCCUUGCCCCAUACUUUCCUUGCAGCCAGCUCCUCCAGGGCUUUUGCCACGCUUUCCAGACCAGUAUACGUUCCAUAGAUGAAGGGCCUGAUUUUGCCACUCUCCA
Molecule: messenger RNA, 1126 nt
Organism: Exophiala xenobiotica
Lineage: Eukaryota; Fungi; Ascomycota; Eurotiomycetes; Chaetothyriales; Herpotrichiellaceae
Exons: 2
Coding region: 189-953 (254 amino acids)
Source: RefSeq, a predicted model, not a curated record